Tribolium castaneum (red flour beetle) is the source of this 6000-nucleotide messenger RNA. RefSeq lists its product as uncharacterized. The record is from RefSeq and is a predicted model, not a curated record. Gene Ontology annotation, molecular function: G protein-coupled receptor activity. The transcript has 3 exons. Gene Ontology annotation, biological process: G protein-coupled receptor signaling pathway. Gene Ontology annotation, cellular component: membrane. NCBI's taxonomy places the organism in Eukaryota, Metazoa, Arthropoda, Insecta, Coleoptera, Tenebrionidae. Bases 4358 to 5836 code for a protein of 492 amino acids.
UUUCAAAUAUUUGACAAUUUUUUAGUUGAAUUCCUACUGUUUUGAGCACAUAACGGUAAAAAUUAUUUGACGAUUUCUUAUCCAGCCCAAAAAUUGUCAUAAUAGAAAUUUUCCAUUCCUUGAUCAGUCUAUAUUUGCCGAUGUGCGCAAUUAUUCCGCUUUGUUUCCAAAUUAGCGACUACAUAAUUGCUCCACAAAUAAUCCAACCGUGUCGUCAAUUCAAAAUUUAUACAAUUUUCCCAAAAUUCACCGCUGGCCAUUUUCCAAAACACAUGUUUGAAUGAAUGCUAAUGUUUUAUUAAAUUUAUGACCCCCAUGACAUUUCACAUGACAGUUCAUAUAAAAAAUAAAUGAUUAUCUUUUUUUGGUAGUAAAUCAUAAUAAUUUAUUCCGAAACACCAGUCAAUCAAAUUGUCAUUUUUAUCAUAAUUUUUCAUCAGCUCUGCCCAAUUUAUUCGAAAUUCGACUUUUGGCCGUCCUCCAAGAAACCUCUCAGACAAUAAUUCUGAAUGAAUCAAAGCUUUUUCUCAAUUUAAUUCACGACCACAAUGAAUUUUCCUGUCUCAAUAACCGCCCACGAGUGACAAAAGCCGAAACAAUUGCUCUUUUCCGAAUAAAUCAAACUGUCAAAAUAGCGGAAAUCGAGUGUGUCAGUGUCAAAUUUUUCACUUGACGCACGCCGCCUCGAAAUUCGAACGGAUUUACUUUGGCAAAGCCGUGAUUUAUUUAAAGCCAGACAAACGCGUGUCCUGCAACCUUUAAUAUUUUGAAAUUGAGAAAAAUCGUCCCCCGAUCUAGGAAGCUAUUGACUCAUUUGUUUGUAUAUAAACAGAAAAUUGCUAUAAAUAGCCAACGUAACCUUAAUCUCGUUUUUUUGUAAAAUUCGCGAUAAUAAUAGAGGAAAUCGUGGAAUUGUUUAAUUAGAAUGACAUUAGUCACGUUGUGGAAAAAUCGCAAAACGGAAGUUUCUCAAUUUUCGAUUUGUUUAAUUCAUAUCGAGUAGGCGCGUGUCAUAAACGCGUUACGUGAUGUUCCAAUCAAGGAGGCUAGAGGAAAAUGACAACAAUUUUGUUAAUAAAGCCCCAUUCACACAUCGUUGGCGCUUUAUUCAAGCUUACGUCACGCGCGCAUUACGAAAUAAAGGGGUUUAUUUUGUCGGAAUUCAAGAGCGCCAUGACAUUUUCCUCGAGUGAUUAAUUGACAAUUAAAACGAUCAUUUUCUGGUCUAGCGAAGAUUGGCGUGUUUUUUCAAUCAAGGCUGCUGUACCUGUCAAAAGAAAAACCGGGACACGUGACCUCAUAACUGUUCAAAUGACAACCAAUUAAAAACCGUUCAAAUUAUAAUUUGUUACGUUGGUGGACGUUGUGGCCUACGUGAUGAUUCGGAAAAAUGCGCUAUUUUGGACGUGUCACGUGACCAAGGACGGUUGCACCUUCUUUUUUUUCACACAGAAUUAUGUCAUUACUCUAAUUUAGAUAAACAGUAGCAGAUGUUUUUGCAUCAAAGUUGGCGUUGUUUUAUAAAUAAAUCAACACCUACUUGACUAUUAGCAACGUUUGUCGCUUAUAUGGUCGCUAAUUGAUGCCGAUUUUUUGCAAAUCAUCAAAUUUCAAUUGUUUUACGUAAGACUGCUUUUGCACAAUCGGAAGUUUGAAAUGAGGUUGGUUGGGUGGCACCUGAUGGUGGUGGCCGAAACGUCGCCCUGACCUUGACCUUUUUAAUCACCGGCCAUUUAUUCAAUUAUCUUCAUGUAAUUAAAAACUUCUUUAGAUACCGAACGUUUCAAAAUAUUCGAUUUUUUAUAAACUUUCUAAAAAUAGCGACUUUUACUUCUAUUACAAAUUACGGCACGUCCUGGCACAUUUUAUGUAACUGAGCGAAAGUGGGCCCAAAAUAGCCCCAAAUUUAAAAUUAUCUAUAGACUUUGCGCUACCCUGAAAUAGAAACGCCACCACCUUAUCAAUUUCUUUGACAAAUUGCGACACUUUUCUUGUUCUUUUGAAGAGGCGCCAGACACUGCUUAUCACAGGUGUGUCAGUUUAUUAAAAAAAAAUAUUUAUCGCGACCGAAAAGAGGGGGUCCAACGUGGGCCCUUGCGUGACACCCACACUUGACUCCGAAAUCUCGUUUAAAAAGUCAAGAAGUUGGUAAAACACUCGAGACUCGAACAAAAUCUGUCAAUAAGGGUGUGUCGUACCAAUUGCGUGCCUCGUAUUAUUUAAAAAACCACCGAAACAUUUGUGAUCCAUGAAUCACUGAAACAUCACCGUUAAUUAGAUUAGAUUUAUGUGAUUGUUCGACCUCUUUCUCUAAUUGAACUCUUGCGAAUAUUUAUUUUUUCAAUGUCUUCCUAAAUUACAGAACCUCACAUAAAUCAAAUCGAAUUUCAUGCACUGCUGACUUCACCACAGUGGGAUUUAAUCACAUUUUUUGGGUUGUUUACGACAUAAUUAAUGGGUUUUUUGCGAACUUGUGUUUUUCAAUUACGCAACUUAAUAGGUUUUUCUUAACCCAGGUUUAGUAAUUGACUUGGGCGAAAAUUUUGGAAAUUAAAAAUCAAAACUGUAGAUUUAAAAUUUCGAUUCAGGUUUAUUGUGAAUUCGUAAGUUUGAGUUAACUUAGCCCAGUUUCAGCCUAGGUUUAGUCACAAACUCCUAAAGGAAAACUAGCCUAAAUUUAAAAAACCUAGUUACAAACCUUGUCUCAGGUUUAGAAACCACGGAAUAAGUCAGUAAUUGUCUAAGUUUUUGUGUUCGGCUAGGUGUCUAGGUGUGAAUUUCAGGUUUAGCCUAGUUCUAAAUUCCCUUUUCAUCCAGGUUUCUUCACGUGUAGCUAAACUCACCUCAGGUUUUUUCAUCGGAUUAAUACUUUAAACUUUAGCAAAAAUAGGCUUAACUGUUUUAGGUUUAGGCUUAGCUUAGAAAAUUCGCCUAACUUUAUUUAGGUUUAUUGUGAAUCCAUAAAUUUGAAUCAUCUUAGGUUUAUUUUUUUUUUAUUAUUUAGCCUAGGGUUCAGCCAAGGUUUAGUCACAAACUCCUAAAGAAAAACUAGGCUAAAAUUAAAAAAACCUAGUUAGAAAAAUUGUCUCAGGUUUUGAAACCACAGAUAUAAGUCCAUAAUUGCCUAAAUUUUUGAGUUCGGCUAGGUGUCUAGAUGUGAAUUUCAGGUUUAGCAUAGUUCUAAAUUCCCUUUUCAUCCACGUUUCUUUACGUCUAGCUAAACUUACCUCAGGUUUUUUCAUAGGAUUAACACUUUAAACUUUAGCUAAAGUAGGCUCAACUGUUUUAGGUUUAGGCUUAGCUUAGAAAAUUCGCCUUUAUUUAGAUUUAUUGUGAAUAGAUUUAUUUGUGUAAAAAAUAUUUAGCCCAGGAUUCAGUCAAGGUUCAAUCACAAACUCCUAGAGCAAAACUAACUUAAAUAAAAAAAGUAACCUAGUUAGAAACCUUGGCCCAGAUUUAGAAACCUGGCUAACCACUUGCGUAAAUUUUUGAGUUCAGUUUUUAUUUUCAAAUCUAUGCAAAUAUCUAGGUGUGAAUUUUAGGUUUAGCCUUGUUUUUUAUCCUUUUUUCAGCCAGGUUUUUUCACGUGUGGCUAAACUUAGCCCAGGUUUUUUCAAAGGAUUAAUUAUUUGAACGUUGGCAAAAGUAGGCUCAACUGUUUUGGAUUUAGGCUCGUAAAACUCGCUAACUGUAGUUUGCAUCAUCGUAAUUUUAACAAACAAUGAGACAAGAAAAACACAAAAACAUCCUCUUAUUUCCACAUUUACACAAAUUUUAUUAAUCGUAAAACGAAUUGACAAACAUCUGGUGACGAGAUUUAUGUCUUUGACUCCAUAACCGCAAGUUUACGUUUCAUAAACAUAAUUCGGCGAUAAACCGCAAAAUCUUCGUUUCUGAGUGAUGUAAUUCCCAUCGAAAAAUUUUCUUUUAUUUAUACAUAUUGAGACGUCAAAGAUAAAUCAAUCCCUUAUUUCUCGUGACUCACGCUGUCAAUUCGUUGCGCUUUGAAGGUGAAAAAACGCAGAGCAAAACGAUUUUGACUUGAAUUUCCGCAACGAAAAAUCACUCAGUUUGCGAAACAUUGAAAGUGUUCAAAUGACUUUCUUGCAAAAAAACCACACCUGUCAAGGUGAUUUGAUUUUACCGUAUCUUGUAAACUAGAUGAUGCGGCAAAAAUCAACUUCCGAACCUUGAUCGGUGACAAUUUCUUUGUUUCAUCAUGCUUGUUUGUAACUUUCCUCUGGAGCAAUCCGCACACGUGACCAAUCCCUUAUCAAUGGUUUUAUUCACAAUCGCGUAUUUUGCCAGUCGCUAUCCUAGUAGGCCAAUGCGCGCAUCCCGGCAUUUCAGGUAAUCAAUGGAUUCGGACGGCCAUUGGCUGAUCGGUGCAGGCCUGGUGACGUCAUCAAUCAUCGCCAUCACCGCCAAUGCCUUCCUACUUCUGAUUUUUUGUCGCAGAAGAGGGCUAAGGACCGUCCCCAACAGAUUUGUUAUCAACUUGCUGAUCACGAAUCUCCUGUCAAGUCUUUUACUGAUCCCCCUCUUGAUCGUCGACCAAUCGCAGCCCGCCCCUCACCCCGCCAACGCGACCAACGAGAGUGUCGAAAUUUCGAAUUUGGUGAUCAUCGAAAAUUCGACAAAUCUCGAAAUCAUUGAAAGUCUACUCUCGACUGUCACGUAUUUCAACUCAACGCCGGCCCUCGCCAACCAACCAAUCCUGUGCUACGCCGCACAGGGGGGCACAAGUUUCGUCUGCACCCUGUCCAUCUUCAGUAUUCUCCUCAUCGGAAUCAACCAAUACUUUGGCGUCAUCCACUCGCUACGCUACCACUUCUACAUCAACAAAUGCCGAUCGACUGUCUUCAUCCUCACCACGUGGCUGGUGGCGCUAGUGUUGAGUGUCUUAAGCAGUGUGACGGAAAGUGACAGUUACUUGUGGCGCUUCUGUCGCAAUAGACCACAAAAUUCGCGAACUGUUCAAAUCCUAAACACGAUUUACGCACUUUCCUACUGUCUAGCAGUUAUUUUAGUGCCGUUUAUCGCAAUCUGUGUCAUCUACGUGUGCAUAUACACAGCGGCGCAUAAAAACAGUGAGCGCAUGCGCAAGUCAACGUCAACAAACCUCGACUGUUGCUAUAGCAACGAGCAGAGGGCGCCGCUACCUAAAGUUCGCUCAGCGCCUAACUUCAUGCGAUUUGAGGAAAUUGCCAACCCGAAAAAAGUCACUAGGACGAGCAGCGAACGCGCGAGUAACAAUUUCAUAACAUCGUUGAAACACAAAAUUUCAAACGCAUCAGUUUUUAAAUAUCGCGAAGAAACUCGAGCGGCAAAAAUCAGCGUUCUGGUGAUUUUUCUCGUAUUGUUUUGCUACGUCCCGUAUGGUGUGACACUGGUCCUAAAUUCGGGGCUAGUAAGCGUGGCAACGUCGCCAAUGGUCAAUUUCCAUACUCUGCUCCUAUUGGUGGUUUCGAACGUGAUCUCGCCCUUUUUGUUCGGUUAUCGCAACAAAAGAGUGAAACGGGAGAUAGGAAAAGUGUUUGGAUUGGUUCCGGCUAAGGCCGAGCUCACCGUCCAGAACCGGCGGAGAUCCACGAACGAUGAACCAAUGACCAGCAAGGAGCCUUUUUUAGGGCCGAACUGUACCGUACCCGAAGUGAUAGUCACGUGUAAGGUGGAAAACGAGAGAAAAAGUAUUCUGAAGCGGGUGUGUCAGAGUUCGAAUUGGACGAGUUACAAAAAAUGUAAUUUUAUUACGGUACCUGAAAGCUGUAUCAGCGGCGAGGCCAGAGGGUCGUUCUCCAGUGCCAGCACGCAAAUUUCUAAUGAAGACUGUUAGGGAGUUUUUCUAGUCGCGAUUCAAGUUGGCAGCAUUUUUUUUUACAAAGAGACUGAUGUUACUGGUGGCCAAAACUUAAGUAUUUUUAAGUUAUUAACGUGUAAAUUAUUGUAUUUAUAAAUUUUUGUAUAGCGUAAGAGCUUCAAUAACAAAUAUUGAAAAAU